GACUCCCCCCAGUUUUCCCCCCCCCCCAGUCCCCAGCCAGUCCCUCCAAUCCAGGCAGAUGGGCUGGGACCUGGAAUUAGGAGGCAUCCGAUGAUCUGCAUUUACCAUACCGUACGGGCUGUACCCCGUAAGGCGGAGAACGAUACAUACGCCAUGGGCGGGUUUCCCCAUUGGUUCUGCCCGCCCCCCAUGAGGGGUAACCUUCACAAACACUGCAAACCGGCCACGCCUAAACACGGGUCAAGAGGAUCACGUGAGGGCCCUGGGCAAUGCAGCCAAACAGCCACCACGGCCGGGACAUGUGUCCCAGGGCAGCUGGAACUGAAAUGGGAUCAGUUGGGCCCGACCUUUCUUCAUGGAUUGCCUUUUCCCUGGAUGGGUCCCCCAAGGGCCUGGCCGCCAAUAGCCUCAGGCCAAUCACAUAGUUCCAGGCCCGGAAUGCAGUUGGCCUGGCGCCAGAUGUGGCUGGUUGCCGUAGGGGAGUCACGGGGCUGUAUGGCGAGCACCGCGCCUGUAAGGUCCCCCCAAAUCGUCAUCGGCUGAGACCCAGCCGUGACUGAAAUAUUACACGGUGGCUAUUGAGGAUAAGGCAGGAAGAGAAACCAGGAACCCUUCACCUGAGACCGGGCGGCAUCCGGGCAUUUCGUCGUUGCUCGUCAUCGCCCUGUCGCCCCCCCUUCCUACCUCACCACGCGGCAGGCUUGCAGAAUGCGAGGAAUGCGGAUGGUGUAAUUGAACGCUGUGCUGACUGAACAACCCAAUCAAGGGCCAAAUUUCGGGAGAAGGAAAAAGUAAUGUUACACUGAUAAUAAGAUGAUGCCACCUGUUCCAAGUCGCCAUUUUCA
Molecule: messenger RNA, 845 nt
Organism: Aspergillus sclerotioniger CBS 115572
Lineage: Eukaryota; Fungi; Ascomycota; Eurotiomycetes; Eurotiales; Aspergillaceae
Exons: 1
Coding region: 91-543 (150 amino acids)
Source: RefSeq, a predicted model, not a curated record